Dreissena polymorpha is the source of this 1511-nucleotide messenger RNA. RefSeq lists its product as uncharacterized. Gene Ontology annotation, biological process: semaphorin-plexin signaling pathway. Gene Ontology annotation, molecular function: semaphorin receptor activity. Lineage: Eukaryota; Metazoa; Mollusca; Bivalvia; Myida; Dreissenidae. The transcript has 10 exons. Bases 228 to 1511 code for a protein of 427 amino acids. The record is from RefSeq and is a predicted model, not a curated record.
AAGGCCUACCAUGGGACCAACAGCUGGUGGUACCCGACUAACGAUUACAGGACACUUAGGACCUGCCGAUGCCACCUUAGGAGGUCUACGUAGGGAAUGUCUCGUGUAACGAAGUGGAUCAAAGCAAUCUCCCAACCAAACUGGCAUGUGUGACUCCUCCGCUAUCGGAAUUGGACAAAACCAGCACCUCUUGGAAAGUCCUUGUGCGAGUGAAUGUAGCGCAAAAUAUGACGCCUGGGCCAUUGACCGUUCCGGUCGAAGGCGAAACAUUUGUGGAAUUUACGUACUUGGAACCCUGGCUAAACGUCAGCGAACCAGCCGUCAGCAGACUGUCAGGAGAGAUACAGCUGGUACUACAUGGUGCCAACCUCAAUAUAGGCAGCAACCGGACCAUUGUCAUUGGUCAGGAUAGAUGUGACGUCACAAAAUAUGACAUAGACUCAUCUGACACAAUUACAUGUCGAACGCCAAAACAAAAUGCAUCGGGUUUUUACAACCUGUCACUUCACAUUGACGAUGCUGUUCUGUCAGGGGUUGUAAUACAUUAUACAGUCGAUCCUGACAUUAUAACGUUUGUUCCAUUGGUCACUACAGAAAGCGGUGGUAUAAAGAUAACUGUUGCUGGAGAAAGACUUAACAGCCUUGGAUUCGAUGUACAACUAACUGCAGUGAACAUCAUAGGACCUUAUGUGUCAUUGACCCUGGAUCCAGGCAACUGUUCGUAUGAGGAUACUUCCUUAGUCUGCCUUACGGGCAAGCUUCGCGGAGACUUGAACCCAAAUAACAGUCUUGUCAUUCCCAUCUUGGUGAACAGAUACGGGUGGCUCACCAACAACAGUAUUCAGCGUGCCGGGAUUAUCAAAGACCCUGUCUUGUUACAAAGCUCAAGAAACACAACGAUUGUUUCUAACAUAAGACCAGUUAUUGAGAUCCAGGGCUCGGGUUGGUCGACAAUUCCAAUCGAGAACUUUCGUGUAACUGUCAACAACGCAAUUUCUUGUCACGUAAGAAGUGUAAAUGACAGCAUUGUGUGUGAAGUGGAGGUUGACAACCACGUUUUCCCACAAAGAAAACCUCUGACAAUGAAGUGUUCAAUUGGAUUUCGGGACUAUGCCGUUGGAACAGUGACCUUCUCUCAAAAAGGACCAGAUGUUUUGCCAUCUAUGGCGCCGCGCAGUAACAAUGCUUACAUGAUGUAUGGCAUCAUUGCCGGAUCUGUCGUCGGUUGCUUGGUGCUCGUCACCUGCAUCGUCGUCAAGUACAGCAGUCUAGUUGCAAGGGAUGAAGUGCCACUUGAAGGCACCCAUGUUUCUACAGUACAUGCACGUCUGCAGACAAGUGGUCUCGUUCUCGAAACGGUUCCCAUUGCCCCCGAGCCCCUCAUACAAGAAACGGUAGCAGGUAUUGUUGCAAUGGUGAUAAUACCACUUGACGGCGUGGUUGGAUCUGCUGUAGCCCUGGUCUGGAUUCAGGUGACAUAUGCCUGCAGAGGUCAUUUUGAAGAAAGUUAG